GAGCCCAGGUAGUGGUGCAGUCUGAGAAGGGAACAGAUGCCCUGAAGGGCUGGCCCUGUCCAUGGCCCAUGGCUGCAGCCACUUGGCCUUUAGUUUGGUGCCCUCCAUACUCCCAGGGUUCCUCCUCAGGCCGAUCCCCUCUGCUGUCUCCAUUCCCUAUUGGAUCAGAGCCCUGGGCACCCCAGCCCGGGGCCCUGACCAGUGAGGGCUGGCUUACCUGGGAGCCACAGGCCGAUGGGUCGAAGGAGCAGGGUGUGCCUGCCUGCCCAGCGCUCCAGCUGUCCCCCUGGCCCUCGCCGGGCCUGCUGUGUGGCGCCUGGCGGCGCUAAGGCGGGUGGGCAGGAAACCCAAGCUGAGAGGACAUCAAUCAUUCAUGGGGCUGCUUGCCGGGAAACCCUAACCCUGGCCCAGUAGGGCCAAGUGACCAGCCAGACCCCCUCCCCCAGCCCUGAUGGACCUGGACAGUCAGACCCUCCUCCUCAGGGCUUCUCCAGCCCCAGGCAGACUCUAAGACUCCAAGGUCCACCUCCUCCCACAUCACCCGCCAUACUCCUCGAUACGGCAUUCCAGGCAUCUGUGAUCUGGCCUCUUUCUCCAUUUCACAUGCCCUCUGCUCUGGCCAGGAUGUCACCCAUGGGGGGCCCCAGUGGGCCACUCGCUCAUCCUUUCCCACCUCCCAGCUGUUGUCCACAUGCCUCCUCCCGCCUGAGGUGACUUCCCUGGUCCUCUCUGCCUAACGGAGGCCUCUGCCCAUGUCACAACUGGGCUGAGUCUUCUGCACCCUGGCAUUAUUCCCCAUGUUUUACAGAUGGGGAAACUGAGGCUGGGAGGGGAAUUUGCUGGAUCCCCCAGCUAGUAAGUGGCAGAUCUGGCAUGUGAGGCUCAUGGCAGCCACCACGUCCUGGUGCCCCUUGCUUCUGACCAAGGACAGUUCUCUGGACCCAUCUGGCUCUGCCCUGGCCAGUCCUGAGGCAGAGGACUGGGAUUAGGGCUGGGGCUGCCUGCCUCACUUACCCUAAUCCCCCUCAGAGCCCGAUCCUAGGCUCUCGCCUCUAAGAGUGGGGGUGCAUAAGCAGCUUUAUGGGUCCUGAAAGUCAAGGGUGCCCAGGGGUGAUUUGUCUCUGAGCGCUGUUAUCCCUCUCCCAUGGCCACAGAGCAGGCAAGGGGGCAGCACGGCCCAGACCCGGCCACUGGCCCUCAGAAGCCCCCCGCGGGGGUUGUGACUCCCAAGAGUGAUGCAGAGGAGCCCCCGCUGACCAGGAAGAGGAGCAAGAAGGAGAGGGGACUCCGAGGGUCUCGAAAGUGCACUGGCAGCUCUGGGGAGCAGUCAGGCCCCAAGGCCCCGGGGAGCAGCAAUAACCCUCCCAGGACUGGAGAGGGCCCGGUGGGGGCACCCCCUGCAUCCCCUGGGCCGGCCUCUUCUCUCCAGUCCCACCGACAUCGUCCUGACCCCCGGCACGACGCUGCUCAGAGGACAUACGGGCCCCUGCUCAAUCAAGUCUUCGGGAAGGACCGCGAGCUGGGCCCCGAGGAGCUAGACGAGCUUCAGGCCGCCUUCGAGGAGUUUGACACUGACCGUGAUGGCUACAUCAGCCACCGGGAACUGGGUGACUGCAUGCGGACCCUGGGCUACAUGCCCACCGAGAUGGAGCUCCUGGAGGUCUCGCAGCACAUCAAGAUGCGCAUGGGUGGCCGUGUGGACUUUGAGGAGUUUGUAGAACUGAUAGGCCCAAAGCUGAGGGAGGAGACGGCGCAUAUGCUGGGGGUGCGAGAGCUGCGCAUCGCCUUCCGAGAGUUUGACAGGGACAGGGAUGGACGAAUUACGGUAGCGGAGCUGCGGAAGGCUGUACCGGCUCUGCUCGGGGAGCCGCUGGCUGGUCCUGAGCUGGACGAGAUGCUCCAAGAAGUGGACCUCAAUGGGGAUGGCACCGUAGACUUUGACGAGUUUGUGAUGAUGCUUUCCCGCCAUUGAGGCUCCAGGAGGGAAUAUCUGUUGCCCCCACGGCCCCAGACACCAGCCGGACCCAGACUACGGCUCUCCCCCAGGAGCCUCCAGGAUGGAGAUGGAGGAGACCCAGCAGCCCCUAGACUUCUUCUGUCCCUGAAAACACCUGGCCUCGAGGUCUGCUUGUUAUGUUACCCACCCAUCCUCAUCCUUACCUCCCCCUACUCAAGCUGCCUGGAGAAGACCUGCCCUCAGCUGUCCACCGUUCCUCAGUGUGAGCAAGAUUUGGGUCUCUCCAGACCCCUGGGAGGUAGGGAGUUCCCUGGCACUGGUGGCAUUCAGUGGGGACGCCCCAGUGGCAUGAUGAAUGGAGAAGAUGGCUGGACCCCUCCCAAUGCUUAUAUUUAUAGUUUUUUUUAUUGAAUGAACUUGAGCCAGGUGCGGUGGCUCACACCUGUAAUCCCAGCUGCUAAUGGGGCAGAAGCGCGAGGACAGCUUGAGUCCAGGAGUUUGAGACCUGCCUGUGCAAUAUAUUGAGAAUCCCAUUCUCCACAAAAAGGAAAAAUAAAAGACAAAAAA
Messenger RNA from Rhinopithecus roxellana (golden snub-nosed monkey), 2524 nucleotides. It is a transcript of the gene CABP4, whose product is annotated as calcium binding protein 4. Lineage: Eukaryota; Metazoa; Chordata; Mammalia; Primates; Cercopithecidae. The transcript is spliced from 6 exons. The coding region runs from base 1145 to 1972 and encodes 275 amino acids. The record is from RefSeq and is a predicted model, not a curated record. Gene Ontology annotation, molecular function: calcium ion binding.